GGCGUCAGUUCGGCCUAGUCUCCGACACCGUUCCUCGUGGACAUGGCUUCAUGUGCAUCGUUGCCCGCGGAUCGACUGCACUUGCAGUGCCUGUCUCGUGACCACCGUAUGGAUGUUUUUUGGUGAGCCCCAGAUCACUCGGGGUGUACUGAGAGAGGAGGUGCGUUAUGUUCGUCUCUCCGUCAAACCUGGGGUUAGCUGCGAGGUGCAUACGCUUCCGGUCGGAAAGGUGCAAAUGAAUGGCUAGGCGCGAGAUUCAAUACUCGCAGCGAUCCGGAUGCCAUAUCGACGAGUAGACACUUGGUGAAAACCGGGGAAUGGCGCCACUCGAGCGAGAGGGAGAGCCGUAAGAGGUUUCUCGAAUCCGGCCGCAGGACAAGUUGAUGCUCGCGUUUGACGCAUAGCUUUCUCGACCGAUGCUCACUCGAAAUUCAACCUUCUACAGCUCAGGUCGUAGUAGCCGUGCUACGGUGCUCGGGUCCUCGCCCCCUCGUGCCGUCCGUCUUCAAGAUCAAUGGGGGCCUCGUUCGAAGACGUCAUGCGAGUGGUUACGACGGUGUCGGCGCUGUACAUGUGUGCGAGUCCUUCGUCCUCGGUGAUCCGCAUCCACCGGCACCGCAACGUCGGUAGUGCCUCCAUCCUGCCGUUUGCAACGCUCUGGGUCUGCAAUCACAUCUGGAUGCUAUACGGUUACGUUACGGGAAACCUGUUCCCCGUAUUCACUACAUACGCUAUCGGAGACGCACUCAGUGUCGUCUUCCUUGCAGUGUACAUGCGCUGGACAACAGAACGCAAGGCAGCGCUCAAGACUUUCUUUAUAGCUCUACUCUGCAAUGCAGCAGUGACGAUGUACGUCGUGCUGGGCAUGAGCGGAGCGUUCCAGCAGUCACAUCACACCAUGACGUUGACAGUCGGCAUCACCGCUGUCGCUUCCAGUCUCGCGCUGUAUGCGUCGCCCCUCGCGGCAAUCAAAGUGGUGCUGCAAACUCGGUCGUCGGCCUCAUUGCCGUUUGCCAUGAUCCUCGCCGGAGCCAUCAACAAUCUGCUGUGGGUCGUGUACGGCUUCCUCGUCUUCGACCUGUUCCUGAUCGUCCCUUCCAGCGUCAACGCAUCACUCGGUCUCGUUCAAGUUGCGCUAUGCGGUGUGUUUCACCCGUCUCGCUUGGUGAGUGAAGGCGCCAUCGUCCCUGUGGCAUCGUGCCAGUCGCCUAAAGACGAGCUUCCGCAGUUCAAUUACACUGUCAUGGAGCCGACCACACCUCUCCCGAUCGCCAUCAUCAAGGAGAGCUUGGACAUCUGCAGUAUUACAAUAGAGGAACCUUGCUCUCUUGAGGAGAAGCGAUAGCCUCAGUAGUCUAGGCAUCGAUCGAUCGUCUAGGCGCUCACUUGGAUCCUUAAAUACAUCCUUUUAACAAACA
Messenger RNA from Phytophthora nicotianae INRA-310, 1418 nucleotides. RefSeq lists its product as hypothetical. Gene Ontology annotation, molecular function: sugar transmembrane transporter activity. The coding region runs from base 515 to 1345 and encodes 276 amino acids. Gene Ontology annotation, biological process: carbohydrate transport. The transcript is spliced from 2 exons. Lineage: Eukaryota; Oomycota; Peronosporomycetes; Peronosporales; Peronosporaceae. Gene Ontology annotation, cellular component: membrane. The record is from RefSeq and is a predicted model, not a curated record.